GUCCUCUGUAUUCCCAGGACUGUCCAGAGGAGAAGGUCCCAGAGAACCCUCAGAUGACAAAUCAGGGGGAAGAUCUGACAUAUAUUAAAGUGGAGGUUGAAGAAGAGAGGAUGAUGGACGAUCCCCCGUGUAAGAGUGAGGUGGAGGAGGACAUUUCCGGAGAUGUCACCACAGAAAAUCCUGAGGAAAACUUCACGUUAUCACUGAAUUAUAAAGUGGAAGAUGAAGCUAUCAUACAGCACUCUUCUGGAGAAAAUAUUAUUACCCUUAAUGUACAUCCAGGACUUCACAGUACAGAUCUGUCAUAUAAUCCUCCUAAACAUGGGGAAACUUCUCCUGACCAAUCACAGAUUGUUACUGCAAAUACAGGUCAGAUAUGGGGUAAAAGAUUUCACUAUGUUAAAGAGUUCACAAAGAGAUCAAUUCUUUCUACAAACAGAAGAAUUCGCACAGUGAAGAAGGCAUACUCUUGUUCAGUAUGUGGGAAGUGCUUUACAUGUAAAUCACAUCUCGUCAUACAUGAGAGGAUCCACACAGGGGAGAAACCAUAUCCAUGUCCAGAAUGUGGGAAAUGUUUUAAAAAAAAACAAGAUCUCGUUACACAUGAGAGAAGGCACACAGGCGAGAAGCCGUAUUCAUGUUCAGAAUGUGGGAAAUGUUAUACACAAAUGUCAAGUCUCAUUAUACAUGAGAGAAGUCACACAGGAGAGAAGCCGUUUUCAUGUUCAGAAUGUGAUAAAUGUUUCAAACAAAAGGCACAUCUCGUUGCACAUCUGACAAGUCACACAGGAGAAAGGCCGUAUUCAUGUUCACAAUGUGGGAAAUGUUAUAAAAAAAAAUCACAUCUUGUUACGCAUGCGAGAAUUCACACAGGAGAGAAACCGCAUUCAUGUUCAGAAUGUGGGAAAUGUUUUGUUGCUAAAUCAAAUCUUGUUAGACAUAAGAGAACUCACACAGGAGAGAAACCAUACUCCUGUUCAGAAUGUGGGAAAUGUUUUUUUGUUAAAGCAAGUCUUGUUGCACAUGUGAAAAGUCACACAAAAGAGAAGCCAUAUUCAUGUUCUGAAUUUGAAAAAUGUUUUGCACAGAAUUCAGUGCUUUUUACACAUCAGAGAAAUCACACAGAAGAGAAGCCAUAUUAAUGCUCAGAAUUUUGGAAAUGUUUUACAGAAAAAUAACAUUGUGUUAGGCAUGAGAUUCACAGAGAAGAGUAACCCUAUUCAUGUUUAGAAUGUGGGAAGUGCUUUACAGAUAAGUCUUGUUAAACUUGAGUAAAGUCACACAGGAGGGAAGCCAAAUUCAUGUUCAGAAUGUGGAAAAUCUGAUCUUGUUACAUAUGAGAGAUGUCACACAUGAAGGAAGUGGAGAUAAGUGAAUUUCUUGAAAUUUGUUUUACGUUCAAUUCAUAUGAAUUGGUCAGCAGAUUUGUUUUGGAUACCCAAAUCUAAAAUUGCUCUGACAAGUUGUAAAUUACAUUUUGGGUGUCUCUUAGGACUGUAUGCAACUACUUUUGAAGCUUUUUAAUGCCAAGACAACAUUAGUUAUCUUAAAUUGACAGUGACACAUAUAGCUAUGGGUAAACGGAUGGUAUCAGGUGGUAGUAGACAUCCUGUUAAAUAAAACAGCUUAGUUAUGCUUUUUAAAAUAAAUUGUCCAAAAAUGAUCCCUUUUGGGGUAAGGUGUCUGACAGCGUCUAUGCAUGCACAGUGGUGUUAAAAGAAGCAAUGGCUUGUUUUCAACAUGCGUUCUAAAAUUUCCCUUUUUUGGG
Bufo bufo (common toad) is the source of this 1768-nucleotide messenger RNA. RefSeq names its product gastrula zinc finger protein XlCGF17.1-like. NCBI's taxonomy places the organism in Eukaryota, Metazoa, Chordata, Amphibia, Anura, Bufonidae. The coding region runs from base 54 to 1142 and encodes 362 amino acids. Gene Ontology annotation, biological process: regulation of transcription by RNA polymerase II; central nervous system development. The transcript has 3 exons. Gene Ontology annotation, molecular function: RNA polymerase II cis-regulatory region sequence-specific DNA binding; DNA-binding transcription factor activity, RNA polymerase II-specific. Gene Ontology annotation, cellular component: nucleus. The record is from RefSeq and is a predicted model, not a curated record.